AUGCCGAGGGAGUGGCAGUGGAUCCCUUGGGCUUGGCGUAUGAGCCAAGCUCAGCUUGACGCCUCCCAGCUUCAACGGCCGAGUAAGCUGCCUAAGCUUGACAAUCUUUUCGUGGACGAAGUGCCUGUCCGUGACCUUCCACAUGGCAACAACCCAGCUUCAGAAGGCAUCCUUCGUUCUGUGCUCUCAAUUCACUCCAAUGCCAUAGCCCUGGUGGAAGGUGCACAUCUUGGCGUCCUUCGCCUCUAUGAGAAGCGUUUCUUGAAGUUGGCCCUGCAGCGCUUCGAGAAUGGCUCUGGCUUGCGCUCUGUCAAUGUUCAGGAGGCGAUGAAUGCAGAUCGUCGAGCUUGGGAAGUGAUUGGUGAUUUGCUGGCUCAUGGCUGGCAGCUUGACGACGCGAUCUCUGAAGUUGUGGAGGUCCGAAACGAGCUGUCCUCAAUGCUUCAAGCUCGUCCUUGGAUUCCGAAGUUUGAGCCUUCUCGGGGCAAGGGCGGGUUCAAGGGCAAGCCUCCCGGCAAACCUAAGGGUAAGGGUAGGGGGUUUGGCCUUAAAGAAGCUUUUUCAGGCAAGGAACGAACACCCUGGGCAACAGAGAUCGUGCGCAACAACGAGGUCCAGAAGAUCUGUGUUCAGUACAAUCUGCCUUCAGGGUGCCAGCGACCCGCUUGCAAGUUUCUCCAUGUUUGCUGUGUUGCCAAGCAGGACGGCACCCCUUGCGGAUCUGCUGGCCAAAUUCCUUGGUGCAAGCGGCUUUUCUUUGCGGCUUUACUUUCGGUCUUGGUGGCAUUUUUGGGCGAUUUGAACUUUUCGAGGCGUGAGCAUGUGGUUCAGUCCACGGACUCUUCAGCUUAUCUCAACUUUGGAUACCGCUCAGGGACACAGGUCGGCAUUUGCAAUCUGACUUGGGAUUUUCCAGAGCUUGUCUCUUUCAUCAACCUUUGCUUGAGGCGAGCUUUCCCUGGGAAGAGUUGGGCUUCGAUUUGCGUGUCCCAUAACUCUUUUGCAAAGCUACACAGUGAUUCAAGGAAUUUGUACGGCUCUGAAAACCAUGUGCUUUCUCUGGGCCAACAUGUCGGUGGCCUUCUUUGGUUGGAGGGUGCAUUGGAACAGCCCGCGCCUCCCCCAUCUUCUCAGUCCGUGGAUUGCUCCGGCGGCCUGGUGAACAUUCAUGAAAAGCCUUUUUCUUUUAACCCACGUCUUCUUCAUGGUUCUUCUGAGUGGGUUGGAGAUCGAUGGGUGCUGAUCGCGUACACCCCGCAAGUUUUCCAAUCUGCGUCAUCCGAAGAUUUAUUGCAGCUGCAGUCGCUAUCUUUUCCAUUCCCUGGGGCUGAGACCACAUCUUCGGCGGCACUUUCACCAUCGCCAUCGCCAGUGCCUUUGGCGUCAGAUACAAAGCUUUUCCUGGACCUCUGCUGUGGCUCUUCGGCUCCUUUCUCCACGGCAGUACGUGCGCUGGGUAUUCCUUGUCUUGCAGUUGAUCCACUUUUUGGGGAAGGUUUGGACCUUCUUCACGAUGAGACUUUUGAUAGACUUCUGGCUUUGGCUCACAAUGGUGUCUUUAAACUGGCACAUGCUAGUCCACCCUGUGGCGAAUUUUCGCUGGUUAAGCUUCGAGAAGACGGUGGGCCUCGGGCUAUCCGCACUCCAGAUGAGCCUUAUGGCAGGUCUGAUCUUACUGAUGCAGAGUCCGAACGUUUGCGUACUAGCUUUUCUUUGGCAACCCGUUGCAUAUCUUUGCUGCUGGCAGUCUUUGAGUCAGGUGGCCAAACCUGUCUUGAACAUCCCAGGAACUCUAUGCUUUGGCUUUUGAAGGAGGCUCAGUUCUACCUAAACUCCGUGGCGGCUGAUGUGGUCGUCACAUCCGCUUGCCAGUGGCAGCAGGAUUGGUUUAAGCACUGGGCGUUUGCGACAUCUCUUCGAUCACUUCAGAGCCUGGCUGGCGUUUGCCCACAUGGGAAGGAUGCACACGCACAGAUCUGGGGCGUCAAAGAUGAGACUGGGCAGCAUCUGUCUCGCUUGACGGCCACGUACCCGGAGAGUUUGGCCAGCGCCUUUGCCCAGCAUGUGCUUCCUUUAUUUACGCCGCUGCCAGACGCAAACUUCGUUGUCUUGCAGGAAUGUAUGCAGCUGCUUCCACGCAAACCUAUGUCAGCUUCCUUUCCAUGUGCUACCCAGGAUGGGGGGGGGAUCUUCAGCAUGCCAGAUUGGUCUUCGCCACAGCCAGGCAAGGAUGAUGUCCUACGUGAAGUACGCCACAAGCUACAUGCAAAGCUUUUGCAGCUUCGUGCUCCACAACGCCUCCGGGAGCAUGUAGCAAAUAAUACAAACUCCCCGCUGUUCACUUCAGAGGAGGUUUUCGAACUGCGUGCAAUUUGGGAUGCGGUUUUGGCACCAUCUUCUGGUUUGGAUUGGCAAGUUUCGGUUGGGCAGCCUUAUUCUCUGUCAGCUUUGGAGGCUGUGGCAUCCUUCAUUUCUGAUAAAGAUGUGUCGCUAUGGCCAUGCUUGCAUGAUGGGGUGCCGACAGGGUACCGUCGCAAUAUACCUUUGUCUGGGGUUCUGAUUCCGCUGGAGUCAAACGACUUCGAUCCGCCACCUCUUCAACACUGCACUGGUAACUGGAGUGAGGCAGAAAAGGAUCCGGAUUUGUUCCGUGAGCUCAUUGAGCAGGAGGUGGCUGCUGGCUUCUUGGAAGAGGUUGGUUCACUGGAGACGGCGCAGUCACGUUGGCCGAAUCUCACUGCCGUGGGCAAGUGCAACAUUGUCAAGCAUCCUAAAGCUCCUCGCUUGAUCAUGGACAGUUCUAUAUCCAAUACAAAUGCUGGUUGCUACAUUCCGGAGCGCUACAUGAUGCCGUCUCUGCAGGAUAUUCGUGCAUCAUGGCCCCUCAGGGGGGAUGAUACAGAUUUUCUGGCAUUCGCAAUGGAUAUCAAGGGGGCACACAAAACAAUCCGAAUACACCCAGACGAAUGGGGCCUCAAUAUGCUGCAGCUGGCGUCCACAUGCUUUGCAUAUAAAUGCUGCCCGUUCGGCGCAGCGUUUUCAGCCUUUUGGUGGACUAGGCUUUCAGCCUUCUUCAUACGAUUCCUGCAUUUGCUGAUUUUCUUGAAGCAUUCCCUGUGCGCUUACGUGGAUGAUUUUUACAUGGUUCAACCUUGCGAAGUGGCAGCUUUGACAUCGUCGAUGAUACUUUCUGUGUGCCAGUGCGUCAAUAUACCUCUCUCGUGGGCCAAAUUACAGUUUGGUGCACGUGUGGUUUGGAUAGGCUGGUCGUUUAACCUGCGCUCACACUCCUUUCAUCUGCCAUACGAGAAGCUCGAGAAACUGCGUGCAAUGCUAUCGGCACUGCUCAAAGGCGACUUCACUACGCGGCAUGAAUUGGAGAUCGUUGCCGGUUAUUUGCAGUGGGUUUUCCAGAUGCACAAACUGCUUAAGCCUUGGUUGUCAUGUUUGUACGAUGACAUGCGUCGUCCAGUUGCAACUUCAUACUCCGUGGAGCCUUCACAGUGGAUUGAGCUCAUUUCAUGCAUUUCAGAUGACCUUCUGGUCCAGCGGCAAUUACCUGGCGCAGCGCUCCCUCUUGGUGGUCGUCUUCUUUCGGUGAAACAUCAGGCCUUGCGCAGCAAAGCAGAUCUACGACGUGUUGGUGUUUCACCAAAGCGUAUCUGGCUUCGCAUCACCAAUCCUGCAUCAUCCAAGCGUCGACUUUCGCAUCAAUCAAAGGUCUUCCUGCGAUACUGGCAGCAAUGGGCACAGAUGCCUUUCUUUUCACGCCCACUGGCUAUGCCGCCUCGCUGGCUCCCAGACGCUUUCGCUGCAGAUGCCUGCGCUUCUGGCAACAAGAUUGGGAUUGGCGGCUUCAUCAAGAUGGGGGAUGCACCUGCAGUGUGGUUUUCUGAGGUAUUCAGCCUUCGUGCUCUUCAGAAACUGAUCUCUGAUCUACCGUCAGUUGCACAAGAGGCCAUCACGUGCUGGGAGACUUUGGCCCAAAUGGGGCUUGUUCUUCUUUUGGCUUCAUGCUUUCCUGGCGGACGACUUAAGAUCUGUGUACCUUCUUGGUGCGACAAUACUGGGGCGGAAUCUACAUCGAACAAGUUGUUCUGCACAUCUCUUCCCCUGGCUUUCUUUGCGCAAAAGCUUUCGCUUCUUUCUUGGCAUACUGGCAUUUCUCUGGAUGUUCAUCACGUUGCUGGUUUCGAAAACACUAUUGCUGAUCAUCUGUCACGGUGGAUGGAAGGCGAGGAGCUGCCAUCUGGUUUUUCAUUGGAUGAUCGUUUUCGGCUUUCAUGGGAAAUGCUUUGGCAUUUCAAACCUGAUGUUCGCAUCUGGCCUGAGUCACACGGCCUUCUUUGGCAACCGCAAUCUUUUGCUUUUUCUUGA
Symbiodinium natans is the source of this 4377-nucleotide messenger RNA. Lineage: Eukaryota; Dinophyceae; Suessiales; Symbiodiniaceae. The record is from the annotation of a GenBank genome assembly.